Lasiosphaeria miniovina is the source of this 4668-nucleotide messenger RNA. RefSeq names its product P-loop containing nucleoside triphosphate hydrolase protein. The coding region runs from base 1 to 4668 and encodes 1555 amino acids. The record is from RefSeq and is a predicted model, not a curated record. The transcript is spliced from 9 exons. Gene Ontology annotation, cellular component: membrane. NCBI's taxonomy places the organism in Eukaryota, Fungi, Ascomycota, Sordariomycetes, Sordariales, Lasiosphaeriaceae. Gene Ontology annotation, molecular function: ATP hydrolysis activity; ABC-type transporter activity; ATP binding. Gene Ontology annotation, biological process: transmembrane transport.
AUGGCGACCGACUUUGCCUAUGGCCUUCCCGACCAGAAGGUCAUUUUCGAUACGGGCUCUUUCACAGGCUACCAUGCUACGCCCGAGUUGGGAAGCGACUACCUCUCUGCGGCCGAAACCUACAAGCAGCUAUUCUGCGGUAACGAGGAAGGAUGGGGCCCGCUCAGCCCGUUCCGGUACGACUUCACGCCAUGUUUUAUUGACGUUUGGCUCGCCUCGGUUGCUGCGUUUGGCAUCGUCGCCGGGUCUCUGGCCCUGUGGUGGUUGUUAAAGAGGAGGCAGCCGGCCAAGGUGGACAAAGACUGGCAUUUCUGGACGAAACAGGUCCUUCUUGCGCUCAUCAUCGCCGAUGUCGCCGUCCAACUCGCCAUCCAGAUCAUAAACUACCCGGGCAUCUGGUUCGGCGACUUCAGGGUCUAUUCCACCGUAGCCACGAUACUGUCUCUCUUUGUCAUCUUCUCCAUACAAUGGCUCGAACACACGCGACUCCGAAACGCCAACGGUGUUGUUUUGUUUUACUGGCUCUUCCUUCUCAUUGCCUUUGCUGUCAAGCUUCGGUCCCUCAUCUCACAGCACAUCUAUGCCAAGAAUCAGCCGUAUUUCAUUACCUACUGUGUAGGCUUCGGCCUGGCAGUUCUCGAGUUUUUCUUCGAAUGGCUGUGGCCCAAGAAGAACGACGCGUACGAGGUCCUGGUUGAAGACGGCGAAUGCCCGGUAGAAUACGCCACCGUGUUCUCCAUCCUUACCUUUUCGUGGUUGACGCCCUUGAUGAAGUACGGAUACUCGGAAUUCCUUACUGAGGAGGAUCUGUGGUCUCUGGCCAAGUCGGACACCACCAAGACAACAGGCAAGGCUUUUGAUGACGCUUGGCAAUACGAACUCAACCACCGGAAGCACCCGUCCCUGUGGAUUGCUCUAUUCAAGUCCUACGGCGGUCCUUAUAUACUCGCGUCUAUUUUCAAAGUUUUCAACGACCUCGCGGCCUUUUCCCAGCCGCAGCUUCUGAGGUUCCUCAUCUCGUACGUGGACUCGUACAAACCUGAAAAAGAACCCCAGCCUCUAGUCAAGGGUGCCUCCAUUGCCUUGGCCAUGUUUUCCGUGGCCGUCCUGCAGGCCACCAUGAUCCAUCAAUAUUUCCAGCUCGCCUUUGUCACCGGCAUGAGAAUAAAGGGCGGGUUGACCUCGACGAUCUAUAGAAAGGCACUGAAGCUCUCCAACGAAGGACGGGCGUCCAAGUCUACGGGUGAUAUUGUUAACUACAUGGCUGUUGACGCUCAACGUCUUCAAGACCUGACGCAAUUCGCCCAGCAGCUGUGGUCCGCCCCGUUCCAGAUCAUAAUUUGCUUGGUUUCUCUCUAUCAGCUGGUUGGCUGGUCGAUGCUGGCAGGUAUCGCUGUCAUGAUCCUCAUGGUGCCGAUCAACGGGUUUAUUGCGAAGUUCAUGAAGAAUCUGCAAAAGCAGCAGAUGAAGAACAAGGACGCCAGGAGCCGGUUGAUUGCAGAGAUUGUGAAUAACAUGAAGAGCAUCAAGCUGUACGCAUGGGGUGCUGCCUUCAUGAACAAGCUGAACUUCAUCCGGAAUGACCAGGAGCUCAAGAAUCUGCGCAGAAUUGGCGCUGGCCAAGCCGUUGCUAACUUCACCUGGUCAACGACCCCCUUCCUUGUGUCCUGCUUAACAUUUGGCGUGUUUGUCUUGACCAACGACGCCCCACUGACAACUGAGAUUGUUUUCCCUGCUCUGGCACUGUUUAACCUGCUCACAUUCCCUCUGGCGGUCCUCCCGAUGGUCAUCACUUCGAUCAUCGAAGCUAGUGUUGCAGUCGGUCGUCUUACUGCGUACUUGGUUGCUGAGGAAAUCCAGGCCGAUGCCGUCGAAGUGAAGCCUGCCGCGCAAGAAGCGGGAGACGAGACCGUUCUUAUCAGUGACGGCACUUUCUCGUGGAACCGUCACGAGCGCAAGAAUGCCUUGACUGACAUCAACUUCAGUGCAAACAAGGGCGAGCUCUCUUGCAUUGUGGGCCGUGUAGGAGCGGGCAAGAGCUCCCUCCUACAAAGCAUCCUCGGCGAUCUGUGGAAAGUCAAAGGCAAGGUUGUGGUCCAUGGAAAUAUUGCCUAUGUUGGCCAGUCAUCCUGGAUCAUGAACGCCACUGUUAGAGAGAACAUCGUCUUUGGCUACCGGUAUGACUCUACUUUCUAUGAGAAGACUGUGAAGGCUUGCGCUUUGCUGGACGACUUUGCCCAGCUCCCCGAUGGAGACGACACGGUUGUGGGAGAGCGUGGCAUUUCGCUCAGCGGUGGCCAGAAAGCCCGCGUGGCCCUGGCUAGAGCUGUAUAUGCUAGAGCCGAUGUUUACUUGCUGGAUGACUGCCUCUCGGCUGUUGAUUCCCACGUUGGCCGCCAUCUAAUCGACAACGUCCUUGGUCCCAAGGGCCUACUCAGCUCUAAGACAAGAAUUCUGGCUACAAACUCCAUCCCUGUGCUUAAUGAGUCGGACUAUAUCUGUCUACUUAGGGAUGGCGAGAUCGUUGAAAAGGGGACAUACCGUCAGCUCGUGGCAAUGAAAGGCUUUGUGUCGGAACUAAUCAAAACCACUGGCCAAACCGAUUCGAGCCAAAAUUCCGAUGAUGACGGAUCGCCAAGUGGUAGCGGUGGCCAGAGCGAAACAUCAACCAUUAUUGAAGCAGAGGGCAGCCAUGAGAAGGAAGAGCUGGAAGAGGCUCAAGAACGAGUCGGCGCACUUACGUCAAUCAGGUCCAUUCCCGGAAACUCUUCUACCCAAAAGAGAAGAGCCGAUAGCAUGGUGACAUUGCGGCGAGCCAGCACUGCCAGUUUCAAAGGGCCGAGGGCAAAAUUCUACGACGAGGAGAAUCCUGCCAAGACUAAACAAAGAAAAGAACACUCUGAGCAGGGCAAAGUCAAGUGGUCAGUCUACGCCGAAUAUGCCAAAGCUAGCAACCUCGUGGCUGUUGGUGUGUAUCUUGUUGCGCUUACUUCUGCUCAGAUUGCCCAGUUUGCGGGGAGCAUCUGGUUGAAGAACUGGGCCGAACGAAACUCCGACGCCGGGUUCAACCCCGAGGUUGGCAAAUAUAUUGGCAUCUACUUCGUAUUAGGCGUCGGUGCUGCAGGUCUGACUGUCGUGCAAACUUUGAUUCUGUGGAUCUUCUGCUCUAUUGAGGCAUCGAGAAAGCUGCAUGAGAAGAUGGCUACGGCAAUCUUUAGAUCGCCAAUGUCCUUUUUCGACGUCACACCAGCUGGGCGGAUUCUGAACAGAUUUUCGAGUGACAUCUAUCGCGUCGAUGAGGUCCUUGCCCGCAUGUUCAAUAUGCUUAUCGGGAACCUGGUCCGGUCAGGCUUCACGCUCGUCGUCAUUUCGGUGUCCACGCCCGCGUUUGUCGCAUUGAUCAUACCGCUAACUGCGAUGUACAUCUGGAUCCAGCGGUAUUAUCUACGGACAUCACGAGAGCUCAAGAGGUUGGACAGCGUUAGCCGUAGCCCGAUAUAUGCCCACUUUCAGGAGUCGCUCGGCGGUGUAUCGACCAUUCGGGCAUACCGCCAGCAAGACAGGUUUGAACACGAGAACGAGUGGCGAGUCGACGCAAACCUGCGGGCCUACUUUCCUUCCAUCAGCGCUAACAGAUGGUUGGGCGUGAGACUGGAAUUCAUUGGCGCCGUGGUCAUUCUAGCAGCCGCUGGCUUCUCGGUCCUCUCGGUCACCAAUGGCGCCGACCUUAGCCCCGGUAUGGUCGGUCUAGCCAUGUCGUACGCGUUGCAGAUCAUGGGUUCUCUCAACUGGAUUGUCCGCCAGACCGUCGAAGUGGAGACCAACAUUGUGUCCGUAGAGCGUAUUCUCGAGUACGCACGUCUCCCGAGCGAAGCUCCUGAGAUCAUCCAUCGCAACAGGCCGCCCGUGAGUUGGCCAGCCUAUGGUGAGGUGGAAUUCAUCAAUUACAGUGCACGGUACCGCGAGGGGCUCGACCUGGUGCUCAAGAACAUCACCUUGGACAUUAAACCGCACGAGAAGAUCGGCGUUGUGGGACGAACGGGGGCUGGAAAGUCGUCCUUGACACUGGCAUUGUUCAGGAUCAUCGAACCAGACACUGGCAACAUUACUAUUGAUGGCCUCAACACGUCAAGCAUUGGGCUUUUGGAUCUGCGGCGACGUUUGGCCAUCAUCCCCCAGGAUGCGGCUCUCUUCGAGGGAACCAUUCGAGAUAAUCUUGACCCCGGCCACGUUCACGACGACACGGAACUAUGGAGCGUCCUUGAACACGCCCGGCUAAAAGACCACGUCACAAGUAUGGACGGCGGCCUCGAGGCGAAGAUACAUGAAGGAGGAUCGAACCUAUCUUCUGGACAACGCCAGCUUGUGUCUCUAGCACGCGCUAUGCUCACACCGUCAAAUAUCCUGGUGCUCGACGAGGCCACGGCCGCCGUCGACGUCCAGACGGACGCCCUGCUCCAGGCAACGCUACGUAGCCCCCUUUUUUCCAACCGUACUAUCAUCACCGUCGCCCACCGCAUCAACACCAUCCUCGACAGCGACCGCGUGGUCGUGCUCGACAAGGGCGAGGUGGUCGAGUUUGACACUCCGCAGGAGCUCAUAAAGCAGCGCGGCGUCUUCCAUGGUCUCGUCAAGGAAUCUGGCUUGGACACAGAGUUCCAAGACUGA